Messenger RNA from Aspergillus ochraceoroseus IBT 24754, 845 nucleotides. Its product is annotated as DUF167 domain-containing protein. The record is from RefSeq and is a predicted model, not a curated record. The coding region runs from base 104 to 508 and encodes 134 amino acids. Gene Ontology annotation, cellular component: cytoplasm. Lineage: Eukaryota; Fungi; Ascomycota; Eurotiomycetes; Eurotiales; Aspergillaceae. The transcript is spliced from 3 exons.
GAUCGCAUCAACAACUUGAUCCUCCACAUAUACCAGCUUCCUGUCAGCUCUUUAUUUACGGAUUCAACUACUGAAGAUAUCGAUUCUAAGGCCUGCGUUCGCUAUGUCGGUACAUCCACUGUUUCGUUUAAUUGGGCAACCUAUCCCAAAAUCAAGCUUAGCGAACGCACCUCUAGGGAUGGCCCAUCCAAGACUAAACACUCUAUAUAUCUCCUGCAGAGUACAGCCCAAUACCGCUGGAAGACGCGAAGGCAUUUCCCUCGUUGGAGCAGAGAAAGUGGGAGUGUGUGUUUCUAGUCCUGCAGAGAGAGGAAAGGCCAAUGCCGCUACAGUGCGUGUUUUUUCAGAGGUGCUGAAAUUCCCCAAGACCGAUAUCCGCGUCGAAAAGGGACUGCGAUCUCGCGACAAAAUCCUCCGUAUCAAGGAUAUCGACAUUGGAGAUGAGAGUCGAGAUGAGUUUCUGACUCGAAUUCGCGGACAGCUAGAAGGCGCUUCACAGCAAAAAUGAUGUUCUCUGGUGUCUAUGAUGCUCUUGGUUGCCUCCAUCUGGCUGCCGGGAGUCAACACAGAAAGAACCUUGCCUGACAUCACAGAGAUUUCCUCACUUUUCUCUCCCUGCAACUCCCCCCUCAUCUUUGACGCACGACCUCCUUGAAACCCCGAUCAACUACAAACCACCAGACAUCUAUAUUAAUAUCAGGAUUCGUCGUCCGAUUGCCCAGCAUAAUUGUAGAAAUGGCCUCCACGAAACGAAAAGCGACAGAGGACUCUUUCAACACCAUUAACUUCACCGCGCGCAAUCCUCCAUGGACCUAUCUCAAACUUCAACUAAUCCAUCAACCAGG